Lytechinus pictus (painted urchin) is the source of this 5768-nucleotide messenger RNA. RefSeq lists its product as uncharacterized. Bases 139 to 1041 code for a protein of 300 amino acids. The record is from RefSeq and is a predicted model, not a curated record. Gene Ontology annotation, molecular function: S-adenosylmethionine-dependent methyltransferase activity. Lineage: Eukaryota; Metazoa; Echinodermata; Echinoidea; Temnopleuroida; Toxopneustidae. The transcript is spliced from 4 exons.
GACACAUGGUGCUGAUCGUCUUUGGUGCUGAUUCAUAUAACACGUGGGAAUACCGGUGCGCGGUAUUAAAUCUGCUACAGUGCAGUUUACGCGACAGUACCGGUACGAGUGGUGAAUAGCGGUUUCCGAGACUGAAAAAUGGCUCAAUUUCUCAACACUUUUACCAGUAACCGCCACUAUUUUGUGGGAGCUGCAUUAUUAGCAACGUCGAGCAUUGCUGCUUAUUCAACCUACAAACUCUUGAGUCAUGAUGACAGUCGUUUAGAAGUAGAAAAUAAGUAUGAAACUGAAAAACUUGUCAACGAAUAUUUAGUAUUUCAUUACGGGGCUCCCGAUGAGUUGCUUCGCUACAGUGUCGGCCCCAGGGAUGCCCUGGACUUCCCUCGCAGAGUUGCGGACGAAGCCCUGCACGGCCUUCUCACAACAGACAAGAGCACAAUCCCAAACAGAGCUCUUGACAUCGGCUGUGCUGUUGGAAGGACCUCUUUUGAGCUGGCGAGAGAAUUUGAGCAAGUUGUUGGUAUUGAUUUCAGUCAUGCCUUCAUAGAAACAUGUAAUCUUCUCAAGGAUCAUGGUUCUUUGCAGUACUCUGUCACGGAUGAGGGAGACCUAUGCACGAACCUGACUGCUGUCGUAGAUUCAACAAUAGAUCGAAAAAGAUGUCACUUUCAGCAAGGCGAUGCUUGCAACCUUCCCCUAGAUUUGGGCUUGUUUGGUUGUGUGGUGGCGGCUAACCUUAUAUGUAGAUUACCAGAUCCGAUGGACUUUCUGAACAGGGUUCCCGGUCUUGUUGCUUCCGGAGGUUUACUAGUACUCACGACACCAGCUUCCUGGGACACUGAAUUUACACCAAAGGCCAAGUGGCUUGGAGGCUACAGGGACAAAGAUGGCAAACCUGUUACCACUUUGGACUCGUUAAAAAGGAUUCUAGGGCCCGAUUUCACUCUGAUGGAUGACAGAGGUCUACCCAUGUUCAUCCGGGAAACCGCGAGGAAAAACCAAUGGACAGUGCCGCAACUUAGCGUCUGGAGACGGAAAUGAUGUCUACGAUCCUUCCCGAUGAUGUUCUGAUUUUUGGCGUGUAUCAAGGAAUAUACCUUUCCUAGUAUCAAGUCCCAUCGCAUCCGUUCUCCUUUCCUUUCCAUCUGAGAGCUUCAUAUAGAAAGUCAAGUUUCUUUCUGCAUCUGAUUUGACUUUGCUCAAUUCUCUGAUUAAACAGCUUCAUUUCAGUUAGUUAGGAGUCAAAAGUUUUAAAUCUGGUUUGUCCCUGUUGAAUGGGAGUGGCUGGAUUCACCUUACACAUGUAGUAAUCACCCUCACCCCCUUCCUCUACCUUGCAAGAUUCAGUGCGUCCUCCAUCUUAAAACCAACUCCCUAACUUUUCUUCUUUGGCUGUCCUGUUCUCUCUGAAACAUUUUUAUUGGUAUUGAUACAAGUUAACAGUGUGUAACCACCACUUCCAAUUCACAUGAUUGCAUGGUUGAUGGGUAAGAUCACGAGGAAGAGGGAGGGGGGGGGGGUGCUGCUGUGUAUAAACUGAGAAUAGCAUCCAGUCAAUACAGUCGUAAACAUAGGUUUCAAUGUUUGUAGUUAAAAAAAAUCAAAUUAUUAACUCUUCAUCUCUCACCCUGCAGUGUAACAUGUGGUGGUAAUAGUCUAUUUUUGUGGUUUGAGACUCUAAGUCUAUGUUUAGGAAAAUGUCUAUAAUAGAGUUUUUAACUUUCUCCAGGAGUAAAUUAUUGAACUAGAUUUUCAAUGUAUUAUUUAUAUUUUUUCUGUACACGAUAGAUAAAUGUACGAAGAACUUAAAAAUUCAUGUUCAUUUAGAGAAGUGUCCAUCCAUAUUAUAAUGUGAUCUACAGUAAUUACUUUAAUUAAAGAUUAAUUGACUUGUAUGUUGAUAGUCUUUUGUUUUCUUAAAUGAUGAAUUAAGAAUAUUAUGCAAGUGACAUUACAGUGUGUGAGUUAAAUUGUUAGUUUUCAUUUACUUUAUUAAUUGGAGACCAAAAUUAAACACUUAAGGCAUUUCCUAUACUUGGUAAUGGUUUGGUCUGAAGUGUGGAUGGAAAUUGAUUGAGCUGAAUUUAGUACCUGUCAUCAAAUUUUAGCAGUGGGACUAUUUAUUUUACAAGUGUGACUGUAUUUCAUAUUGCUGAGAAUCAUGAUUUAUUCAGAAUUUAGUAAUGAAGUAAUGAUCAGUAGAUCAUAUAUCCUUUUCAAAUUGGCAACAUUGGUAAGAAGCACCUUGUGGCUGGAUUGGUACCACGUAAGUUGGAACCAUCACUCACAAGCAUUGUUGAAUAAAUCUAUUGCUAUAGUGAAAGUAUAGUCACACUGAAACUGACUUCAAAGUUUCAAACCGACCAAUGAUACGCAAUUCAAAAUAAUGUAAUUGCUUUGCUUGAUCUGGGCCCUGUUGCAGAAAGAGUCGCGUUUAACGAAAGUAAAAAUAUCAAGAGAAAGUUCCGAAUAUCGGUACGGGUGCAUCAUUGGCUGAAAAUCAAGCUGCGCAAGAUUUUUUGAGUUGCGUUAGAUCGCAACUCUUUCUGCAAUGAGCCCUGUCUUACAAAGAGAUACGAUUGAUCUGAUCGCAACUCUUUCUGCAAUGAGCCCUGUCUUACAAAGAGAUACGAUUGAUCUGAUCAACCUCAACUAUGGAAAGCCAGCAACGCCCACAUCUAAAACUACAUGUUUGUUCAAAAUAUUUUCUUGAUAUGAUGUAUAUUCAUACAUUCACUGUUUUCUUGGCAAUUCAGUAUGCUUCUCAUUGUUUUCAAAGGACAUUGAACAGAUUUCCUAAAGAAAAAAAUUAUGACAUUGAUGGAUUUCCAUAUACUUGAGAUUAAGCCUGAGUCGAAUCGAUUUUAAAAUCGGUGUUCGAUCGAUGUCAUCGAGCGCCGGUGCAGAUUUUGCAAAAUCGGUGCAUCGAAAAAAAAAAGAAAAAAAAUACAUCGGCCGGCAGAUUUGUUUGAUUCACACAAUCAAUCAUCAAAAUAAACAGAAAUGUCCAACUUGACUACUAGUACUACUUACUUGAUUUGUAUUCCCCCCAAAAUGAAACCGAUUGUGUAAUUAUGAUGCCUAUUCACCAUUAAUUUGAAGUUUAUUUCGAUCAUAGUUCGAGUCUUACUCGUCUGCUCGUGCCGAGAUAAUUUAUGCACGAUGAAUUCAUGAAUGGAAAUCAUCGAUUGUGCAGCGCAUGCGCUGUACUGUGCUUUAAUCAAAACAGAAAAUGGCCGGAAAAUUGACGCAAUCAACGUAAAAUAAACCUUGCUAUCAUGAACAAUAUUAAUAUCAUGACCAUAGAACAUUAUUUAAUCGUAAUAUUUGACAAUAAUUUGCAUAUGAUAAUCAUUAAUAUGAAUUUAGAGCUUGAUGUGAAACGUUUGUAUUUCGUUUCAAUUUUCAAUGACGGACAUCACAUGACGAUCGACUUGAGCGAGAACACUUGUCAAAAAAAAAAAAUUAUCACGUCAGGAUUGAUUCUCGAACAUAAUUGUCAACAUGCAGAAACUUUUUCAAGAUCGUAAUAUCUCCAUAUAAUAACAUUUUACAUCAUGUAACAUGACAAAACAGAGUAAAUUGCGUGAUAUUUUUUUUCCAUCAAUUUGAAGCUAAUUUGUGCCCAACUUCGAGCUCUGAUUUUCAUUAAUGGAAAAUAUGUCCUACGUCAACGAACGCGCAUGCGCAUUGUGCUUCUUUUUCUCGGAGCUAGCUAGCUAGCUCCGGAGACGUCCAGGCCAGAGAUGGAAUUAAAAUAAAAAAUAAUGCCAGUAUAUUAAAUACUAUAAAUACUUCCAUAUGAACAUGAAAUGCUUUGCUGACAUUGUCAUUAUCUUUAAUAUGGCCAUAAAAUCUUAUUAAAUCGUAAUUACUUAACAUCCAAUAAUAAUUCAUAUGAAUUUAGUGCUCGAUCCGAGACAUAUUUAUUUCGAUUGCAUGCUCUUGUCUUGACGUGUCUAAAAUUAAAAAAAUAUGGAUUAUCAUAUCAGGAUUAAUUCUCGAACAUCGUCAUUACUCAUAUUCCACAAUCUUUCCUCACAAUCGUUAUAUCAGCAUUGAAUACCAAUUCAAAUGACCAUCCAGAGAAAAUUACGUAUUUAUUCCCGUCAAUUUGGAGCUCAUUUUGGAUCUAACUACACAAUCUCAGGCAAGUUACAGUGCUCCCGCUGGUUGCACUUUUUUGCUGGCGAUGGCCGGGGCUGCGGGCGGGGGUGGUGUGUGCGAGUCUGGACCGCGAAUGCUAGUUGACCGAGAAUCGUUCGGAUCGACUCUGCGUGAUUCAUGUCUUUGAUAUUGUUUCAUUUUAAACUUAUAUAUUGUCAUCUGCAAAUAUCAUUGUUGAUGAUAUUUUGGGAAGAAUUCUGCAUUGGUCCCGGCUUUUUUGUGUUUUGUGAUCAUGGAAAAUACAAACGAACUUUGCUCUGUCAUCUGCUUGUGCAACGCUCACCCAGCCAGCGCAUACCGUCAGUGCAUGCAAUGCGUGCAUAGUGCAUCGACGACGCGACGGCCGGAGCAAAAAAAAUAUUGACUCGAUUUUCCCCGCCGCGCCUUCAAAAUUCGAUUCAUCGAUGUUCGAUCGAAUUAAAGCUGUCGAACACCGGUUUUCAAAAUAAUCGAUAUGACUCAGGCUUAAAUUGAUCGGAUCAAUCAUAACUCUUUGUUAGGAGUCGGUUUCGUUGGUGUGAUUGUAGCACAAAGGAUUUUUUAAAAGGAAAUAUGUUUGAAGUGAUGGGAGACUUUUGCAAACUAAUGAAUCAUGAAAGAAUGCACCUGGCUUCCUGUUGCGUAAAACUUAUUACCAUAAAAAAAAAAAGUGUGGUAAGGAUUAAAAACUUGGUUAAAUAGUGCUCACGCUUCUGCCAUUGACUUUCAAUAGAUGGAAAAAGAUGGUAAAAAUUUACCUGUAUUUCUCAUGUAAAAGGUUUCAUGCAACAGGGCCCUAGGCCUUGUAAGGUUUAGGGAUUGAUCUUUGAGCCGAUUUCUACAAUUGAUUGUGUUGAUUCAUUGUUAUAAUCAAUCACUUAGCUUUAUUUGUAUGUUACAGCACCAAUGUGUGUUUGUGUUUACCCGAGUUAAAGCUAGUGGUAAUCAAACAAUCUAACUUGGAAUGAUGUGCACCCUUACAUGUAUAACAAUUGGAUAGAAUCAACUCAUCAAGUUGUUUUUUUAAUCAGUAUUCUGUUUUGCAUUGCACAAUGUAUUUAUGCCUAUGUUCUUAGUAAUGACUCUGAAUCGGUGUUAAAGGGGUACUCUAGCCUGAAAUUUAUUUGGAUUGAGUAAAUGGAGUACCGUAGUAUAAACAAGCAAAACACAAUUUUAUUGAAAUUUGUAUGAAAAAGAAGGAAUUAUGGCAUUUUAGAAUUUUCAGAUAUUUGUAAUAAUGUAAUAUCCCCACUUUAUUAAUGAAAUUUAAAAUAGGGUUUUUGUUUUGUGUAUGAUUAUUAUUUUGCUAAAUGAACAAUUAAAAUUUGAUACCGGUAAGUUACAGAAUAAAAAGUAUGGUGGUAACUGUAUCAUCAUCAUCUUUAUCAUUGUAUAUUCAUGACGAUAUUACUCACAAAAAUGAUGUAAAACUUGAAAUUCUUUAACUUCAUUACUUUGCAUCUGAUUUCAGUGAAAUUUCCUGUUUUGCAUUUUUAUUGGACCAUUUUCUCAUACAUUUUACUUUCAGGGAAGAGUAUACCCCUUCAGGAAAGCAGGUAUUCAACUAUAUGUAUGAUGGAAACUGUAAUACGAGCAAUAAAUAUAUAUAGAUAUAAUGAAAA